AUGAACAAACUUGAGUCUAGUUUGGUUUCUUGGGUAAUCUUUACUGUAGAUAAACAGCAAUGACUUAUCAUAUCACUGCCAUUCAAUUGAGGAUUUAUCUGAUGGUAUUCUCUUAUACGAACUCAUGGGCCAAAUGUAACUGUUAUUCAGCUCUUCGGAUCAUUUUCAAUCCCAAAUAUCAGAAGAUUCCUACUCUACUGCUUCAAAAGCACAUAAUUUAAAUAAGCUAAUCAGUGGGUUGGAAACUUUUUACUAUGAAGAACUGGGGAAAAACUUCAGUAGUUUGUUGAACAAUAUUGACACAUCAGAAAUUGCUCAAAACAAUGAUCGAUCUCAGCUUAUAUCUUUGCUAGAAAUGGUAAUGGGAGCCGUCAUCAAAUGCAAAGAUAAAGAAACUUAUAUUGCAAGGAUUGUCUCGCAAAACGAAGCGGUUCAAUCUGAAUUAAUGACUUUUAUCGAAAAAGUUUUAAGCAAGCUUGACAAAUUUGCUCAUAACGAAGAUAAGGAUUUAAGAACUGAGCUUACAGUACUCAGGCAGGAAAAGAGGGCUCUAACAUUGAAGCUUGAGGAUAGCGCAAAAGAGGUAGAAGAUCUUAAAUAUAAGAAUGAAGACCUGAGAUUAGUUAAAGACAGGCUUAUAUUCAAGAUCAAUGAAUUAGAAGUCGAACUUGAUAAAAAACAGUCAAAGAAAGAAAAUCCUGAUACUUCUUUAUUGAAAAUGCAAUUAAAUCAGAAAGAAACUACUAUUCGCGAACUAAGAAACCAGAUAAAUGAUAUUACCAAGAAGCAUCAGGAUGAAAUAGUAAAACUAAAGGAUGAGCUUGAUAUGGCACAGGAAAGAGACAUCCAGUUGAACAAAGCUGAAGCAACUCUAGAAUUAUACAAAAAGAAGCUGGAGGAGCUUAGCCAAUUUAAAACUAAAGCUAAAGAUCUAGAAGAAGAAAGAGAUCUUCUGAAAGACAAAAUAGCCAAGUAUGAAGAAAAUGUUCAUGAUGUUUGUGGUUUACAGCAAACUUUGAGCUAUUAUAAAGAGCAAUUUUCUGCAGAAAAAGAUAAAAAUGCUGCGCUUUUGAUAUUGGCUGACGAGAAGGAAAAUGCAUUAAAAAACUUUCAAAAAUUGCUAACUCUUUCUCUCCAUGAGAAAGCAAAACAUUUUGUUCACUCACGGAGGAGGUUAAUUAUUUUAUUAAAAUAUUUAUAGUAUCCACCAAAGUGAAAAGCUAUAUAUAUAAUUUUAUAUUAAAAAAUUUGUUGUUCGUAUGGAGGGUGUUUUUUUAUCCAAAAAAUAGGGAUUUCUCCAAUGGUUUUAUCCGCUCACGGAGGGGGAGUAAGUGAGUCUGAAGCAAAAAGAAAUUUCUUGGACGCGAAAAAUAAAGAAUUAAACGAUGAAAUAGAGCAAUUGAAAUUUAAGGCAGAAGCGAGCAUAGAUGAUUUACAUGUUGCAAGCAAGGGCUUGCAAUCAGAAUUAGAAGAACGAAUUAACUCCUUAGUAGAAGAAAACUCAAAGCUUAAACUACAAGUAGGCAAUCAAAGGGUAUUGCAAGAAAUGAAUGAGCAAAUGGAUCAAGCAUUUUUAUUUAAAAAAAAAGCAGAAGAAAAUUUGCAAAUUGAAAGAAAACUUACAAGAAAAACCACACAACAAAUGGAAAUCAUGAGCAAUCAAAUUGAGAGCCUAAAAGAAGAAAUCACAAAGCUUGAAGAAGACAGCCAGGCUGCAGAAAUAACAAUAAAAAAUUUGAAAAGCAAUAUUGAAAAUUUAGAAAAAGAAAAGAACGAACUAUUAUAUACAAAGUCUGAACUUGAAAAGCUAAAAGUAGAAAAAGAAUCGCAUUCCUCGGAAAUGAAAUGCUUAUUUAGAGAAAAAGAAGAAAUAAUUCAUAAACUCAUGCAAUGCAAGGAAGAGGUCCAUGCAUUGGAAAAUCAGCUUAGACACAGCGAAAUGACACUAAAAUCAGCACAAAUUGACUUGGAGCAGGCUCAAAAUAGAGUCAGCAUAGCUCAAGAAAGAGAAAAAUUCGCACUAAGCCAAUUAGAGUUUAUCAAAAAGAAUGAAAAUUCAGAAGGAGCGCGGAAAGCAGAAGUAUUAGAAAUGGAAAAAGAAAUUAUGAAUGCUAAUAAGAAAAUUGCUGAGUUUUUGCUUGAAAUAAAAGAAAAGGAUAACUUAAUAUGAAGUCUACAAACUGAAAAAUCAAUACUUGAAGAAGAGCUCAGGAAUUCAUUCAGUCAAGUAGAAGAAAUUUGCAGCCAAAGACUAAAAGACAAAACUUUAGCAUUGCAAGAAAUGGUAAAUCAAAAAGACUUAGAGAUUAGGCUGUUAGUCAAGGACAAAAAAGAAUCAGAAGCAGCCUAUGACACAGAAUUGAAACUGAUGAGUACAAUAAUGUUUGAAAUUGGAAAUGAAAUUUUCAAAGGUAGAGCUAAUAAUAAUAAAUAG
Molecule: messenger RNA, 2434 nt
Organism: Blepharisma stoltei
Lineage: Eukaryota; Ciliophora; Heterotrichea; Heterotrichida; Blepharismidae
Source: the annotation of a GenBank genome assembly